AUUAUAUAGUGAUAUGUUUCCCGUUGUGUGCUGGCGAGCGUCAGUCAGUGCCUGUCUCUCGAUCGCGUCGAACACGUAGCGUCGUUCGAGUAAGAGCCUUCAUUUACAUACAUACACAGCGGCUAAUUUUCUCUUGUUGAUCAGGCCGUGCCAAACGAUUCUCGUGUGCAGUGUUUAGUGCUUAAUUUUUUUAUCAAAAUCUACGAGUGCCUUUCGUAAACAGUGUCUUUGAGUUUUUGUCCGUUAUCUCCAUCCCAUCAUGGGCAAAUUGGGUUUCAACUUUGACGAGAAGAGGGCCGCAGCCGAGACCGCUCGAGUUCCUGCAGGAGAUCAGCCAACGGCGGCAUCUCCACAGAAGACCAUCCAGAACGUCGAGAGCGGAGUCGUCAUCACGAGCAAGGAGCAGAACGAGCAGAACGAGUAUCUCGAAGUGAGCGAUCUGCUGCUCGCCAUCGAGCAGAGAAAUCGUGUCAUCAGGAAUCUGCGCAUCUUGCUGCUCUGCUCGGUCGCCUUCAUCGCCUGCCUGCUCGGCUUCGUCAUGUACACCCAGCCAGGAUGGUAUCGCAGCGAAAAAACAGUGGCCACGCACAUGGAGAAGUUGGAUGAAUACUCUCGCCGGUUCGAAGCUCUGCAAGGACAAUACGACGAGAUAAGAUCGGCCACCGUGGACGAUGCCAGAAAAUGCUCCCAAGAAUUGAUGACCGUAACAAUAUCCCGAGACCAAGUCAAGAACCAGCUCGAGGCGGCCAAUCAGCAGAUGCAGGAGCACAACACGAGAUACGACUCGCUCCUGAAGAGCUUCGAGGACCUCAAGAACACCGAAGACGAGCUCAAGUUCUUCCUGAAAAAGUCCGAGGACGAGCGCGUCGAACUGAUCAAGCAGUCCGACGACUUGAAGGAGCAGCUGAAACAGAUGAAAACCACGACGACGACCAAACGCCCGAGGACGACCACGACCCCGGCGCCGAGCCGCUCGUUUUUCGACACGCCGCAGCUCAGAAAGAUCAAUGACAUCGUCAAAGAGAUCGAGAGCGUCGGUCGCGUGGUCGGGCGCGUUCUCAGCGACGCCUUUUAAAAUGGGAAUAAAGGGCCGUCGAACCGCCUAUUGUUAAAUUGUUGUGCGAGUGCGAGGUGAACUGGUUGUAAAUAGCUUUUUUUAUACGCGUUAAAGCGCAAUUCGAGAGAUUUUUCGUAUUGUUUUUCUUCUUUAAUAAUGAAAGCAGUAUUUUGUGUUUCUUUUAAAUUAAAAAAUUUUAUGAAUUUUUUUUUUAUUAAAAGAUUAUAAGUACUGAAGUGGAAACGAUUUCUACCCUAACUAAAUAUCAUAAUAUUAUAAUAGAAUUUUUUGAGAUUUCCUUCGAGCGAUGGUUUCUUGAUUUUAAAAUUUUAUUUUUUGUCGUACGUAUUGAGCGAUGAAUGCAUUUUUAGACAUUUGGAUGAGAUUCAACGUUGUGCAGAGCAGAUACACAAGUAUUCGUAAUUUUUAAUGAAUCAACGAUAACUCUGUUAAUCGAUGAAUUGGGAAGCUAAGCUUUUUUUUUACCCUGGUAAUAAAUAAAUGGAUCAUAUUCAUAAGUUUUACUCAUGUCAAAUUACGAAUGCGAUUUCUAACAAAGGCAUUUCGCGUAAAACAAAUUUAUGCGUGUGACUCAUCGGCCAAACGACAAACUCUUCUUUCUCCCUCUCUCUUUAGACACGCAUUAACCUCUUUAAUCGCAACGAUAUUUGUAAAUUAUGCUGUGAGAAUAUGCGAUUUUUUCGCAGUCGCACGAGAUGUAUUAGUAAUGAUAAAAAGAAAAUUUUUUAUAACGGAGUUUAUAAUGAAACUUCAAUGGUUUUAAACUAAGAAAAAAAUUUGUUAUCAAAAUUUGAUUGAAAACAUUGAAAGUGUAUUUUUUCGAAAUAUUACUGUUAUUGUUGUUCAAUUUAUACGAAUUUAUAAUAUAAAAAAAAUUGACAUUACAUCACGCGCGAAAGAAUCUAAUAAUUUAAAUGAACUCAUCUAUUUUCUAUACAUAAGUCUAUGGCUAAAUGAAAGAGAUGAAACUUGUAAUAAUGUAAAUUGUUAAAGUGUAUUUUUGCAUACCGUAUUACUUGAUCAAUAAAAGAAAGUAAUUUAUUCUAUACA
Trichogramma pretiosum is the source of this 2128-nucleotide messenger RNA. RefSeq lists its product as uncharacterized. Lineage: Eukaryota; Metazoa; Arthropoda; Insecta; Hymenoptera; Trichogrammatidae. The record is from RefSeq and is a predicted model, not a curated record. The transcript has 4 exons. Bases 260 to 1075 code for a protein of 271 amino acids.